This is a messenger RNA of Trypanosoma rangeli, 2619 nucleotides long. RefSeq lists its product as uncharacterized. The transcript has a single exon. NCBI's taxonomy places the organism in Eukaryota, Euglenozoa, Kinetoplastea, Trypanosomatida, Trypanosomatidae. The record is from RefSeq and is a predicted model, not a curated record. The coding region runs from base 1 to 2619 and encodes 872 amino acids.
AUGCCGUGUUACAGGCAGUACGAGGCGGACCUCGAAGCGCUGGAGUGGGCGCGGGGCGGCGGAGGUUGCUGGCCGUUCGUGACAGCAGAUGAGGAGGGCUGCCUGCCCCUUUUGAAGGCGUGUAACAAUCAUUUGGAGCUGCUUGCGACGGUGCAGCGUGCUUUGGGUGCGGCCGACUCUCUGGCGAUGCUCUCAGGCGCCAUCUCUUGCAGCGGCAGUGAGGCGCAAGGGGACACUGCCUCGCCUUUUUCGAGCAGUGGCAGCGAAGACAUGAGUGCAAGUUCAGCGUACUUGCAGGCCAUUCUUGCCGCUGUGGUGACGCUGGCGGAGUCCCAGCACAUUGAUUUGGAGAAUGCCGUGCGGAACCGCGUUCGCUCUCUUGCGCUGGAUGAUCAGUCUUUGCUGGGUCACCUUGUCGCCGAAGGCCUUCACGCACCGAUGGCUGCGGGGGCGGAAGAUGUCGACUCGACUCCAAGCGACCGCGCGGAGCACACUAAACACACGCAACCGAGGCGUGCACAGGAGGGAAAGCAGCGGCAGCCCUCCGCGCCGUACGCUGAGAGAAGUGAUGUCACCUCUGCGAAAGUGACUGUGGAUGUGACGCUGGAUGACGCACGAAUGAGUCACGCCUGCGACGGGAGUGAUAGUGUACCGCAGAAUCACCUGGAUAAUCGUAGUGCCGAGCGUCACUCUUGCGGCGGCGAUGACUUCUUCUUGGAUGUGACGGUCAUGGCGGCGGCGCUUGGGGUUGAAGUGGCUGGCGGUCCUGAGGACGUGCAGGUCACGCCAGCGUCAAAUGUGCCGCCUCACGCCUCCGGGGUGCUUCUCGUGGGAGCGGAAAGUUCCUACCGGCCUGCGUCGUUACCAUGCGUAGCUGGAGUGACAGCCGCGAUGGCGUCGCAGCGCGCGGACGCCGAGACCCAGGUGCAGUGCCGUCUAGAGGGGCAGUACCCACGCCCGACGCGAACCACGACGGCAGCAGCGGCGGAUGUGCACUCUGGGGCAGCGCCAAUGCCGUGCACUGCUGCCGUCGGUGCGUCCCAGGCCUCACUGCAGCCGACGCAUGCGGUGCGUAACGAUGGCGUGGAGGAAGCGUGGCGAAUAUCAACACGACAUUGUGAGGCCAUCCUCCCAACUGAGUCUGCACAUGCGGUGACAAGCCAUUGUGCGCUGCACGUAUGUGACCAGGCCGAAGACGUUGAAGAGGACGACGAGGAUAUGGCCUUUCUUUCUGUUGCUUCUGUCACGGAUGGGCUGAGUGCGUACACGGCAACGACGGGAACUUCGGCGAUGCGAACGGCAGUAGUGUCUGCGGACGCCCCAUUAGAACGGGGAUUAGCCGUAACAUCGGGAAACGAGGGGGGCGGCGUUGCGCCCAUCUCAACGAUGGCCGGUGGGUCAGCAGCUUCAGAGACUUUGUUUGGCCAGGAGGCAGCACACAGCACAGUAGCGAGACUGCAGGAGACGGCUUCCACGGGAUGCCUCGUCGGUUCUCUGUCGAGACUAUCACCGAAACCCUCCGCCUGGCCACCGUUUCCGCGAAGAAUGCAGUAUCCUUCUUUGCUCCCCGCCACGGGGUGGUUGAUGCAUGAGGCACGGCCCGACACCAUCGCCGACACGGCUGCGUCACUGUCGAUGCGACUUGGCCACAUCCCGGGCGCGUUCUCGCCGCCGGAUAACGUUGUAACGGCGCAUGUCCCGUAUGAUUCCCACCAGCGUGCGGAGUUGGGGAGUCUGCCCCAUGCCCGACCUAAUCUCUUCUGCGGCGAAGAGGCGGCAGCGUUGUCGUGGACUCUUCCCGUGAGCCUCGGCAGCGACACUGCCGAGGGGCAUGCGCAGAAACAGGAGGAUGGCGCAGCGGAUGUCUCCCAUGUGGACAGCAAGAGCUCGAUGGAGCUCACCAUGGGUGUCAUGAGCCUGCUGCCGGUGUCCUCAACUUCGCCGCUGGCAAAGAAAAGAAACCUUCAGCUGCAGCUGCAACAACAGUGCGAGGCUUCUGCGACGUCUGCCGUGACCGUCAAUGUUUCACCCUUUUUGCCCUGCGAAGAGUCCACCCCGUCCUUCUACUGGGGUGAGGAGGCCGCUGCCCCAACGACGACGACGACGGUGACGGCGAUGGCGACCAACGCCGUCACGUGCGUGCUUUGUCCAGCUGUACCAUCAGCGCUUUCAGCAACAGAGCACGUGGGCGAGAGCGCGAAUCCUGAAGUGGCAGUGUUGAGAAACACCGCAGUGGGGGAGGGGGGAGCUGCACCUGUGGAAGGCGAUUGCUUGUGCACCACCUCGCAGGGGGUGGAGGGGGUGUGCGCUGUGACGGCGACGACGCCCACGCAGUCCACAAGGACCCACGCCCCACCUUCCACGCCACUGCAAGACGGCUUCCAUGCGACGGCCAACAUUGCCACCGUCGUGAGCGAAUCUUGCCGUAGCUCAAUCAGCGUUGGCGUCACGGCUGAGGAUGCAGACAUCGCGCAGCCAAUGCCCUCAACGGAGGCAGAACGUAGUGAGCCGCCUCAUCAAACCUCAUUGUGGGCGGAAAGUGAGCAGCGUGCCAGGCCCAGUGGGGUGAUAUUUCCAUAUGGUCUGUUGCUCCUACAGCAGUUGCUGCAGGAGCGGUAG